AUGGCCAAAGUGGCGGCUGCCGUACCGGGAGCUGCCGCCGCCGCCGCCAGCGUCUCCUCCAUGCCGUUGAGCGCCAGUCUUAGCAGCGCCCCCAGCGUCUCGGCCAUCACGGCAGCUGCAGCCGCCGCGUCACUGCCGUACAACAGCCCCGCUGGCCGGGAGCUCCGACAGCUCCAGAACCGGUUGGAGAAGGCCACCGUGAAGGCCAAUGAGGCGUUUAGCAUACGGAAGACGUACGAGCAGGUUAUCGAGAAGCUGCGUCAGGAGGAGCCCCUUCUGGAGUCCCGUAUCCGGGCGCUGGAGGAACAGAAAACCACCAAGGUGGCCGCGCUGCAGACCGCCACCCUAUCAAGUCGGGAGGUCCAGGCCGCCAAGGAGGUGGCCAAGACCACACUGACAGCGCUGGAGGAGGAGGUCACCGCCAACCGAGCCCGGAGAGCCAGAGUACUGGCGGAGAUGCGGGAAAAGGAGUCGAGCCGGGGGGAGCUGGAGGACAUCACAGCACGAGAUCUCAUCGUACGGUUAUGUCGUACAGCGGGUGCGAAGCGGGUUUCGGAGCUGGUUGCGCGGCUGCUGGCGCAGCAGGAGUCGUACGCCAACUUGGUGGAGAUGCGCUCGCAGGCGACGGCGCAGCGCCUUGCACUUGUGCAGGAGCUUGAGGUACUCCGCAAGCACCGCGACGAUCUGCAGGGCAGUGGCAGGAUGACUACGCAGAACCAGAUGGAUGCGGCUCAGGAGGAGCUUCAGGACGCCCUUUCCCGAGCAGAUGCCGCGGGUGAGGCCCUGGAGUGCCUGCUCCGAAGCCAUGCAGAUGUACGGAGCGGGUUGGAGCACCUGGUGGCCCUGGUGAGCCCCCUGCCGCUGCCACCCGGGGGGCAGCCGGCGGUGCCCCUGGAGGAAGAGACCAUGGGGGACGUGCUGGCGCAGAUCGAGCAGCGGCUGGUGGGCGCAUACAAGGUCAUCGCAGCUCUACCCAAGGCUGUCGACAUGUUGGAGUCCAUGUACGCUUCCCUGCGCCAGUGACUCCCCUCUGCCAGCCGCGACAACACCCAACCCGGGGAGCUCAGCGACCUCCACCAGCACUACCACCACCACCACACCACUACUGGCUCGCUAAUGCAGUCCCGACCCGAUCUGACCUAAGACCCGUUCUGAACCAAAUCUGAAGAUCUAAGACCAAAAUGUGGUGACCUCGACGAUGUGACGCCUUCGUCUGACCCCACGCCUGUACUUGUCCUGCGUGUCUGACUAGGGGCCUAUUU
This is a messenger RNA of Volvox carteri f. nagariensis, 1262 nucleotides long. RefSeq lists its product as uncharacterized. Gene Ontology annotation, biological process: outer dynein arm assembly; cilium movement. The transcript is spliced from 7 exons. The record is from RefSeq and is a predicted model, not a curated record. The coding region runs from base 1 to 1023 and encodes 340 amino acids. Lineage: Eukaryota; Viridiplantae; Chlorophyta; Chlorophyceae; Chlamydomonadales; Volvocaceae. Gene Ontology annotation, cellular component: cilium.